Gamsiella multidivaricata is the source of this 986-nucleotide messenger RNA. RefSeq lists its product as uncharacterized. Lineage: Eukaryota; Fungi; Mortierellomycota; Mortierellomycetes; Mortierellales; Mortierellaceae. The transcript is spliced from 2 exons. The record is from RefSeq and is a predicted model, not a curated record. The coding region runs from base 153 to 683 and encodes 176 amino acids.
CGUUUUUAUUUCGAGACAAUGUGUGUUGGGCAAGGCUUCACCCUCCUUUUGUGUUUUUAGUGUAGCAUUCAAGCAGGCCAAUCGAUGGAGCCGUGCAGCCGUGUGGCCAUGUAGUCAUGUAACCAUUGCAAGCAUGUAGCCAUGUUGCGUCUAUGCUUGAACCUUUUUUUAAAUUGCGACCAAGAAGGUGCACAAUGGCGCCGCAUUCAUUUAGAGGGCUGCCACAAUUGGAUGAUGUCAAAUGGAAACCAGUCAAAGAGAAGAAAGAGCUGUUCAGGUCGAGAGACAUUUUCACCAAAGUGAUCAGCAUCACUGACACAUACACAUCACACAUCACCACUAGCAUCGCAUCACAUCGCAUCACAUCGCACGCUUCUCAUCCAAUUCCCCUCCUCCACUCUCAUUCAUAUACCCAUCCCUCUUUCUCUCCUUCUCUCUCUCCCCUCCCUCUCUCUCUCUCCUUCACUCUUUCUCACCUCAGCACUAACUCACCCACUCACUUCUGUCUCAACAAACACACUCACUCACUCCACAUUCUCACACCCACCACUGCCUCUGUUACGACCUUCACCAUCGCACCACUACUGCCAACCUCGGUAUCAUCCACUCUCGAUAGCCGAUCCAUAGGUCUUAUCCGCAAUUACAUGCGGCAGCAACCAAAAGAGACGUCCUCUAGCAAAUGAACGAGCCCUCAACUGUCGUCCGUACCAACCCCGAUACUGACGCACACAUGGGUGUUCUCCUAGCUGAGGGGGCGCAUUCGCCAGUACGCAGCACAGGCGGAUCAGGUUCAGGUUCAGGUUCAGGUUCAGGCUCAGGCUCAGGCUCAGGAUCAGGAGUAGAAGCAGGAUCAGGAUCAAGAGCAGGUGCAGAAGCAGGAACAGGAGCAGGAACAGGAACAGGAAAAGGAGGAUUGCAGGCAAUUGCACAGGGAGUAGCUUUGAGCAACAUUACUGCAGAGAGUAAUGAAGAUUUGAUGUUUAUGG